AUCAUUCCAUAAAAUGUUUUGGAACAUGCACACCAAUGAAACUAAAUUCAAAAUUUGAUCGUGAACGUCCCACUAUUAUUGUUGUCCCCUUGAAAAUGCAUCGUCGUUGUAUAAUCUGUGGCCGUGAGCCUAGUGAGCAUUUUGUCUACCCGCGCAACCUCUCAGAGGCCCGUCGCUGGCAGAGCCUGGUCAACAUGAAUUCUUUUAAUGUGGAGCCAGAGUCGUUGUGUCGCCACGGCUGCGUUUGCUCCUCCCAUUUGGACGUGGAGCAUUCGUCCAGUUCGGAUCUAGAAAAUUGCCAAAAAAGAAGCACCGGUGGCAUGCCUCCUCAAGAUUCCCGAAAUUCUAUAGAUCGACGACUCAACAUCCAAUUUUCCCCAGCGACUGAAUUAUUUGUCUCAAGCAGCAAUAUUCAGGAAAAUGCAAGCCAAGGCAAAAGAAAAGAAUGUAGGUGCGAUAAUUGCAGAGCCCGUAAAGGGAUGUCGGACAAAAAAACGCCUCCCAUAUUGCUUCAGCCCAAGGAUACCGACUCCUUGAAAGGAUACGGCAAAGGCCAGCCGGAUAACUCGGAAGAUCGAAGGAUGAAAUGUCCACCAUUAAACCGACCAUGUUGCUGUCCGUAUCCCACAAACGCAAGGGCAAUCGAGGAAAUUCAGACCCAAGCUAGAAGCAUAAUCUGCAAGUGUCCCAAUCGCGGUUCCAGCAAGGAGGAGAAACAGUCAUCGAAAUCGAACAAAGCAUUGACACCUAAAGCCUCCGCAUCGAAGCGCAGCCGGAAAGAAAACCUAUCUGUUAAAUCAAACGCAUCUCGUACGACUCAAAGGAAAUCUACACAGGAUCAGUGUUCUUGCGCCUGCGAUGAAGAGAUACCCGGCAGAGGCAACCAAAUGCCCUUCAGGGGACAGCCAACUUCAAGGAAUGUUUCACAAAAUGUUCCUCCGAGUAUAGGCCAGCAAAUGCAGAACUUUCACAACUCCCAAAGGCAAAACCAACAGCCAUUCGGUCCUCCCAAUUCCCAAGAUCCUCACAGAACAAAAAGUUGUCAAGUUUGCGUAAUCAUCCAGCCAAAGAACAAAGAUAAAACUGACAAAGAAAUUCAGGUCCCGUUCUGCAUGCAAAAUCCAAAAGUUGCAGCCAAAAACGAAUGCAGCAGCCAGACGACUGCGACUAAUUGCUAUUGCGAGCCAUGUGGACAUGCUCCAGACUCAUUGGGCUUUGGGUCCAGUUUUGCGCAGUCCAAGGGGUUUCCCGGUUACGCGGCCAGUAGGCAAAAAAACAAUGCCAUCAACGUUCUUCUAAUGCCUGGUUCCCGGAAUGAUUAUGACUCGUGCUGCUGUCCUAGUACGUUUCGUUCGUCAGCUCCGGCUCCCGAGAUCCUUGUGCAGGAGUCGGACUUGACGGAUAGCGACGAACGGGCUGUUUUCCCUCCGGUAGACUUGCCAAGCUACCGAGUGUGUCGUGCAGCAACAUCGGAUCCAAAAGAAAACGCAAAUAACGAGAAUGAAGCAUGUGCCAAUGUUUUGGUACUGGAGGAUGGAGAAAUGGAUUGUCAACCAGAAAACAAUUGCAGCUGCGAGGCACCGGAAUCGACUAGUCAGUUUGUUGAAGGACCACAACCUUCCAUUUCGAGCAAAGAAACCCACAAAGGAAUUCCUGAAAUAGGUUCAAACUGGAUGAACGCCGAGGCUACAGCGAACUUCACUAAGGUACUGGAACUGCAGAAAGCCCGCAUCAAUGAGCUGGACACUCUGCUGCAGCAGCACAACGCGUUGCAGCAGACCAUCCAGGCAAAGGUGGCCCAAUUGCAGUGCAACGAUAAUGCACUUUUCAAGGGGUGAUAAUUACUACAUAGUCCAUUAAAUAAAGUCCAUAAGCA
This is a messenger RNA of Drosophila bipectinata, 1876 nucleotides long. RefSeq lists its product as uncharacterized. Lineage: Eukaryota; Metazoa; Arthropoda; Insecta; Diptera; Drosophilidae. The record is from RefSeq and is a predicted model, not a curated record.